Molecule: messenger RNA, 2847 nt
Organism: Kalmanozyma brasiliensis GHG001
Lineage: Eukaryota; Fungi; Basidiomycota; Ustilaginomycetes; Ustilaginales
Product: Protein phosphatase 2C (PP2C)-like domain protein
Exons: 1
Coding region: 1-2847 (948 amino acids)
Source: RefSeq, a predicted model, not a curated record
AUGUCCAAGUUUCCCAACCACGGACUCUUCACCAGGACCGCAUCGGCUUCUUCGCGGUCCACCUCACUCAUCGCACAUGCGCGCAGAGGUGCACCUCGUCGACGAUCCGCAGCCGUCACGCCCAGCAGCUCGAUAGCACUCCCUACCAGCAACAGUGCGGUCCUUAGCGGUGCCACCCUUCCCACUAGCCAGCCGUCGGAGCCCUUCAUCGGUCCUCUCACUCUGGCAGCGACGCAGAGCACAUCCUCACAGACCGGCAACCACCCUCGUCCAGAAACGGCAACGACGCCGAUCCCAUCGACGAGUGAGGCACGCUGGACACGCGAUCCGUACACCGACCAGGUUCUGAGCCUUGUGCGCGCCUCAGAGAACCUGCCUCGCGCUCUGCUGCCACCCUACGACAAUGAUUCCGCAUCCACAUCUUCGUCGCUCCAGGUAGAUGCCUCCGCACACCUGCCUUCCUCUGCUUCCAUCUCAGCUGCGGCCCGCCAUCUGGCCAGACCUUCAACAUCACCUUUCACCAUCUCGUCUUUCGACCGUAUACCCGCGCAUCGCACUCAGCCCCUUUACUCGAUACCCCACACCCGAGGCGUACACAUCUUCUACCCCAACGCAGCAGCUUCUCAUGCUCUCAGCACCUGGAGCACCCCAUCCCUCGACGCCUCGAAUGAUGUCUCCGCUCUCGAAGUCAGCACUCUCUCGGCGAACAGGCGCUUGGCCAAGUUCAACGCCGACCAAGCAGCGUCUUCUUCAGACUAUGUGCCGCUCUGGAAUGUCACAUCAACUUCAAAGAUUGAGUCUUGCCCGUCAACAUUGGAGCCGCUCAGUUCCGACACUCUCGCACACCGAAUGGAGAGCCUAUCCUUCCUUUCGCCCCAGACCUCUUUUCCUAGCUUAUCAAGCUCUGCGUCUCUGCACAUUCCUGUCAACCUGCUGGACAACCCUAACUCGGCUCCUUCUGCCUCACCAGAUCAGUUGGCGAUGGGCACACUCGGCUGGACAUCGCCCGAUGCAAGCAGCUCUGCGUCUGCGUGGCAAUCACCAUCGUCACCAUCAUCGUCAAAACCGUCCGAGUCGUCGCACAGUUCUUCUUCGUCUUCGUCGUCCCGCCCUCCAACUCCAACCGUCUCAGCGCGGCCAAGCCUGGCAACAUCCACAGCGCAGCAGGACUCGUCCGGCAGUCACGGUAGCGGCUCCAGCACACCCACACAGAACAACAGCCUCUCGCCAUAUCAGAUCGAGAGCGCACUUCUCGGCCCGACCUCAAUCCUCACGACCGCAGCACGUGGCAACUACGACCAGCGCCGAAGCGCCUCCGCAGCCGCUGCUACUGACUCAGCCGACGCCUCCGACGCCUCGCCGCUGUGGACGAGCUCAUUUGCCUCGCCCAAGCACCGCAGGCUGCAGUACUGCUUUGAGCAUGGCGCCUAUGGCAUCCCCAAGCGUCACCCUUGGGCUGCAGUGCGUGGCAAUGGAAAGCGUGUCCAGCCAGCACCACCCAAACCCGCCGCACGCUCUGGCGCUGUGGGCAUGCUUGCCGCCGCUGCCGACUUCCUGACUGGCUCGGCAGCGCCGUCCGGUCCCGCAGCGGCAAAGGAGAAGCUGGGAGGCGACGCAGUGCUUGCCGAGGACGGCCGUCGCCUUGGACUCAACUCACCGAUCCGAGAACACGGUCGCAUCGUACAGGACCGCCUGCAGUCCGUCCAAGUCGGCGAGGAUGCCUACUUCUUGCGACCCGAUUCGAUCGGUGUAGCUGAUGGCGUUGGAGGCUGGGCCUCCCGCGCCGGUGCGGAUCCAGCGCUGUUCUCCCGCCUGCUCAUGCACUUCUGUGCCGCCGAGCUCAGCAAGUUUGACGGCCUCAGCGCCGACGAGCUGGCAGCACAGGGAGGCAAGAAGCUGCAGGAGUGGGAGCAGCUCGAUCCGGUCGAAGUGAUGCACAUUGCUUGGGAGCGGUGCGUUCGCGCCUCACGACGAGAAGGCAUCCUCGGGUCGUCCACGGCGCUGCUUGCGGUGCUUCGAGGGGACGAGCUGCGCAUCGCCAACUUGGGCGACUGUGUCCUGCUCAUCAUUCGUGCCGGUGAGCUGCUCUUCCGAUCCACUGAGCAACAGCAUUCGUUCAACUUCCCCGUCCAGCUUGGCAUGAUGGGACACACGGCAGAGAGUGUCACCAUCGCCGCCAACCGCACUCUGCAUCGCGAUGGGUUCUUGCAGUCGGGCGCAUCCGACGAUUUGGAUGACAAUGCGCCGAAUCCGCUCGGCUCGACUACCCCCGCAUCCUUAGACGAAGCUCGCAAAGGCAUCCCAGGGGCGUCUUCAGCAUCCGACGACGGCGACGUGGAAGAAGCAGAAUGGGAUGAGCCACGGCGCGAUGCAGGUCGGUGGGCGGUCAAGGUGCAGAAGGGCGACAUUAUCAUCGUUGGCAGCGACGGGCUGGUCGACAACCUGUUCGACGAAGAUAUCGUCGAGGAGGUGCUCAGGUUUGCCCCUCCACGCAGCUCACAUCAAUCGAUCCCGGACGACGAUGACGCGUCGCUCGACAGCGGCGACCGACCCAUCGAGGGUCAGGACGAGUAUCGUCUGCCCGACGACUUUUGCCCGCAGCUAGUGUCAGAAGCGCUCUGCUCCCGUGCCAAGGCGGUGUCAGAAGACUCGCGAGCGGUAAGCUCGCCCUUUCAGCAGCGCGCCAUGGAGGAAGGUCUGCACUACGUUGGUGGAAAGCACGACGAUAUCUCGGUGGUGGUGGCUGUGGUGGGUGACCCGUCGGAGCGCCUGACCAAGGCGAGCUACUCGAUCCGCUCCGAGCCAGAGGGCGAUUCAGAGACGCGCUCAGCAUCGGGAUCCGCGUAA